Messenger RNA from Colletotrichum phormii, 5688 nucleotides. RefSeq lists its product as uncharacterized. The record is from RefSeq and is a predicted model, not a curated record. The transcript is spliced from 8 exons. Gene Ontology annotation, molecular function: iron ion binding; phosphopantetheine binding; heme binding. Gene Ontology annotation, biological process: fatty acid biosynthetic process; secondary metabolite biosynthetic process. NCBI's taxonomy places the organism in Eukaryota, Fungi, Ascomycota, Sordariomycetes, Glomerellales, Glomerellaceae. The coding region runs from base 1 to 5688 and encodes 1895 amino acids.
AUGCCUCCCGGAUUGAUCCUUGCGACGUUAUUCCACGACAAGCAUGGCGAUACUUUUGCUCACGCUACACCAAGAGAGGUUGAAAUUCACACUCGCGAUCCCGACGUGGCUAUUCAGGUGCAAGUCUUGGUACUCUUCGCUAAUGAUCUUCCAGAAAUCUUAGAUGUACUAGGCGCCAGUCUGGUGUCGUCGGAUGGCGAUGACUGGACCCGUCACCGGAAGGCCACAGUCGCCACUCUUAGUGACAGAACCAACCGUCUUGUCUGGGCAGAAAGCAUCAGACAGACCCAGCAGAUGAUCCAUCAUUAUCAACGCACCUCACAAGGCCUGAGUCCGAGAUUCGCGGAAAUCUCUUCACCUACUCACUUGGAGGGCACGAGUCUUAACGUGACACUUUCAGGGCCGACCAAAGAGGUUCGGGUCCUGUUGGAGAGAUUGGAGAAGGAAGAGAUAUUUGUCAAAAGACUUCCUGUUGACGUUGGUUAUCACUCUCCGGCUAUGGAAGUUGUCGCGGCCGAAUAUCAAGAUCGAAUCUGCGAUAUUGGUGCACCUACUGGCUUAGCCGCCGAAAGGUUACGCAAGGCGUCCCCAGUUUCUCUCUACUCAUCAACCGAGGGAGGCCUCAUAACCUUCGAAGCUGUUACAAACCCUGCGUACUGGGUGAAGAACCUUAUUUCUCCCGUCCUCUUCUCGAGUGCUCUUGAGGCCAUGACUGCGUCGAAACACGGAGGGCAACACUUCCUCGUAGAGAUCGGUCCGCAGUCGGCUCUUCGGCGACCUGUGCAAGACACCUUGACACCUCAUCUCGGCAACAAGGCUACUAAGAAGUGGCAGUAUAUCAGCAUAUUGAAGCCCAACGUCGAUGAUGAUCAAUCGUUGAUGGAGACACUCGGUAGCCUCUGGGCAUCAGGCAUCCCAAUCUCUUUGUCCAAGCCAAACCAAGAAUCGGCUCAGAUUCUAUACCACGCCCUGAACGGCUCACUGCUCUACCCGGGCUCCGGCAUGCUUGUCAUGGCCAUUGAAGCAGCUCGUCAGCUUGCCGCACCAGUUGAGACACGCAUCCGCGGCUACCAGCUAGACAACGUUCGCUUUCUACGAGCCAUCGAUGUCGACGACUCAGAGCGCGGCACAGAAGCAAAGAUUGCGAUGAGGCGCCGUCGACAAGCUACGAAUACUAGCGGACAACAGCUAUGUUACGACUGGCGGGUAUUUGGAACCAAUGGCGACGACUGGAACGAGUGCGCUUAUGGCAGCAUCAAAGUCGAACUCGAACCGGAGCAAGUCUUGGGACCGGAACAAGCCGUCUCUUCUGAAGCCCGUCGAGCCCGUUUUGAGAUGUCUAUCAAAGAGCAACUUCAGGCAGACAUUUACAAGUGCCGUCUGAUUAUACACCCCACUCAACUGUACAAGAACAUGUCCAAGCGAUCAGACUUCGACUAUGGACCGUACUUCCAAUUGCUGAGAAACAUUUCCUACGACAGAGAAGGCCAUGCUACAGCCACGCUGGCAGCGAGAGAUUGUACUUCAACCAUGCCGUAUGCUUUGGAAGAUCCGUGCGUGGUUCAUCCAAGCACUCUGGACGCAGUUUGUCACCUUCAGAUGGUCGCCCUGUCCCAAGGCGGUUGGAAUGCCGUCCCGACGAUGAUGUUCUCUCAUCUGCGAAAGCUGUGGGUAUCCCAGAAACCUUUCGAGGCGCCUGGAACUCCUCAGCUGCGAGCUGCAACUCAAGAGACUAUGCGAGCUUUCCGAGAAGCUGAGUGUAGGACGCUGGUCACGUUCGCUGAUUCCAACGAACCCGUUCUCGUCCUUGACGGCCAGCGUGGCACCGCCAUCACAAGUCUCAAGUCAGCCGACGCUGCUAAUUCUCAUGGCGAAUCGGGUCAAAAGUUCUAUGAUGUAGAGGCCAAAUGUCGAUACUUUGCGUCUGCCUUCAAAGAGGAUCCUCGAUGCCGCGCCCCUCCGAAAGAGCUCAUCGACCGUGCCAACGCCGUUGCUCUGCACUUCAUCGAGACGGCUCUGAAGCAAAUUGACAAAGAAGACGAGCCGCUUCAUUUCGAUAAUCACUUGACUCGAUAUGUCAAGUGGAUGCGACGUGUGCACCAAAAUCGGGAUACUUGGACACUGGACUCUCGGGGCUUAAGUCACUUGAGUAUCCAGGAGAUCUUGGAUGAAGCCGACGGCGAACCUACCCAGAGACUCACCAAGAAGGUUGGUGAACACUUGCACAGCAUCCUCAAGGGAGAAGCAAAUGCGCUGCAGGUAAUCUUCGAGGGCAAUCUUGCCAACGAGUUUUACCACUCCGACAUCUUUGCUACGAAUAACAGCAAGAUGGGAGCGUACAUCAAUGUCCUAGCCCAUGCGAAUCCAAAACUCCGCGUGUUGGAAGUCGGGGCUGGAACUGGGAGCUCAACCGGUCGAAUUCUCCCUUACCUGGCUGCACAGGGGGUUGAAGGUGGUCCCCCUGAGGCUGUGCGCUUCGGCGAGUACUGCUACACGGAUAUUUCUGCUGGCUUCUUUGAAAAGGCGCGCGAGCGUUUCUCUUACGCGGCAAGCCAUAUGACGUUCAAGAAGCUAGACCUUGAGAAGCACCCUGAUACCCGGGGGUUUGCUGAAGGAACUUACGAUGUCGUGGUUGCAGGUAACGUGUUGCAUGCCACAAGCGACUUGAUCCAGACACUUAGAUACGUCAGAGGCCUCCUACGACCUGGCGGUGUGCUCGUUCUGGGAGAGACGGUCAAUUUGGACAAUGUCCGUGAUGGCCUCAUCUUUGGCCUAUUGCCUGGCUGGUGGCUGCGGGAGGGGCAGUGGUGGUCCACAGAUAAGGAGUAUCAAGACCAGGGCCCUCUCCUGACGGAAGAGCAAUGGACCACGGUUCUCCAGGAAGCUGGUUCCCCAGGUAUUCAGAUGGCUUUCCGCGACCACGAGCAGAAGCCACAUCACCGAGUCUCCAUCAUCAUCACUACUCGCCCGGAGAAUGAGAGUCUCUCAAGUCAGCCGGCCGGAGUCGAGUCGCCCUACAAGAUUAUCGUGAACCCUACUUCUGCGACCCAGACCUCUACAGCUGAAUCUCUUCGGAGCCAUCUCAGCCAAGGGGCCCAACCUGUGGGGGUGGAAAUCUGCAGCAUGGCGAGCACAGCGCCAGGAGACACCAAACUCACCAGAGAUGACGUAGUCAUCAGCUUGUUAGAGCUAGAUGAUUCCGUGUUGUCAUCUGUCACCGCAAACGAGUUUGAGGCGACCAAGAAGAUUUGCCUCGAUACUCGAUUCACGCUGUGGUUGACGUACGGAGGAGCUCCCAAAGGCCACCAAUCCAGCGGCAGAGUUAAAAGCAUCAUGCGUGUAGUCGAAAGACUACGUAACGCUUCUUGUCCGGGCACCGACAACGAGUCUGAGUUCUCCGAACACAAUGGCUUAAUCAGCAUCCCUCGCCUCAUGCCGACUCCUCAUAUGGAUCAAGUCCUCUCCGCGAAGCAAAGUGGUGGUAGGCUCAAGUCGUUCACAUUCAACGGAGAUAGUCCGAAGCCACACAUCAGCAUCACCAUUGAAACCCCUGGACUCCUUGACACCAUCUUCUACGCCGAGGACGCCGAGGUUGGCAAGGACCUCCAGCCAGGCGAUGUCGAGAUCGAAGUCAAGGCGACUAGCAUGAACUUCAAGGAUGUCAUGAUCGCUCUCGGGCAGAUUCCCGGGCGAAGCUUCGGAUUCGAUGGUGCCGGCAUCGUUUCCAGAGUCUCGCCGGGAAGUCAACUUCAGCCAGGCGACUCUGUGCUGUUCUGCAGCUCGACUGGAGGAGGCUUCGGAAUAUAUGUGCGCUGCCCCGGGCUGCAAACAGAGAAGCUUCCUGCAGGCAUGUCUUUCCCAGUGGCUGCAGCGAUCCCGGCCGUGUGGUCCACGGUGGUGUACUCUCUCAAUCAUAUCGCACUUCUCAGCCAGGGCGAGACCGUCCUUAUCCAUGCAGCUGCUGGAGGUGUCGGACAGGCAGCCGUACAACUCGCUCAGCUUCGAGGUGCCAAGAUCUUUGCAACCCUGUUUGAACUUUCGGACAACCAAAUCUUCAACAGCCGUGACGAUACCUUUGCCCAAGAUGUGCUUCAUGCAACUGGGGGUCGAGGCGUGGACGUUGUGCUCAACUCUUUAGGCGGCGAGCUCCUUCGCCAGUCUUGGGAAUGCAUUGCACCCUUUGGCCGCUUCAUCGACAUUGGCAAAGCGGAUAUCAUCGCCAAUGAUACGCUUCCAAUGGGCCCAUUCAACCGUAAUGUGACGUUUUCUGCCGUCGAUCUGGUCGUUGUUCAUGAAGAGGCGAAGCCACUCAUGAAAAAGAUCCUGCAAGAUGUUACACGGCUGUUCGAGGAGAACCCCCACUUACACGAACCCAAGCCGCUUCACAUCUUCUCGCCCUCGAAGCUUGAGGACGCAAUGCGUUUCUUGCAGGGCGGCAAGAAUACCGGCAAGGUCAUCAUUGACUACGCUUCCGCGACCGACACGGUGGAGUAUCGACCUUCACAGCGUCAACACGGAUACAACUUCGAAGCGAAUGCCACGUACGUUAUCAGCGGCGGCUUGGGUGGUCUUGGUCGCGAGAUCGCUCGGUGGAUGGUCUCGCGCGGGGCCCGGAACCUGCUCCUCCUCUACUCACGCGGUGCUGCAGGGCGGCCAGAUGCUCUCAAGCUUAUUCAAGAGCUCGAAUGCACGGCUGGGGUCACAGUGCUCGCCCCGGCCUGUGACAUCGUCGACCGGAAAGCAGUCGAGGAGACGUUCCGCAAGGCAUCACGAGAGCUCCCACCGAUCAAGGGCUGCAUACAAGCCGCCAUGGUUCUCCGCGACGAUAUGCUUGCCAAGAUGUCUCACUCGAUGUUCCAUGAGACUCUUGGUCCGAAGCGCGCUAGAUCAUGGAAUUUGCAUCAGCUCCUGCCCAACGACAUGGAUUUCUUUGUCCUGCUCUCAUCAUUCUGUGGCAUCAUGGGCAAUCGCGGACAGAGCAAUUACGCAGCAGGAAAUGCAUUUGAAGAUGCUCUCGCACGGCAUCGUGUGGCGCAAGGCCUCAAGGGCGUCUCAGUCGACUUGGUGCUCGUCGCUGAGGCCGGUUGGGCCAACGUUAAUUACGAGUCCGUGACGCAGAGCCUCCGCGCCGGGCAUGACAAUCUCACGCAAGCACAGCUCAUGGAGCUACUUGAUCUGCUCUGUGACCCCGGCUACGACUGCACAAAACCUGGGGCAGCCCAGGUCGUCAACAUGGUGGAUAGCGCGGCAGACCUGGCGCGCAUGACACAACAGAGGCUCUUGGAUUGGAUGCAGAAGCCCAUGUUCAGCAAUCUUCUCCGUAUGGGUGAGACAGAAGAUAUAGGCAAUGGUCGUGGGGCUGGUGGAGGCAAUGGCGAUGGAAGCGACGACGUCAAUCGCCUAGCUCUGGUGAAGGCAGCGCCUGACCUGCCGACUGCCAGCGAGAUCGUGACCCAGGGUCUUGUUAAGAAGCCGGCCAAGUCUCUGUCUGUGCCGAUUGAAACGCUUGAUGUUAGGAAACCAGCUUACGUUGUUGGCGUUGAUUCUUUGAUUGCGGUUGAGGUGCGAUAUUGGUUCAUGAAGCAGCUUCGUGUCGAGGUGCCCGUGUUUGAGAUUCUCAAGAACCAGAGUAUCACGGAUUUGUGUCAGCAGGUGGCUUCCAAGGUUUUGCAAAGCAGCGCGAAGUAG